Messenger RNA from Gongylonema pulchrum, 516 nucleotides. NCBI's taxonomy places the organism in Eukaryota, Metazoa, Nematoda, Chromadorea, Rhabditida, Gongylonematidae. The record is from the annotation of a GenBank genome assembly.
AUGUUGCGCGCACGAACUUGGUUGCGAUCCUUCGUUCUGGUGGACCGAACGGCUUCACUUUGCAUAUCGAGUGCAACCAAGGCUGCUUUUAUAGAAGACGGUGAUGGUGUGAUGAGAUUCAGGAGUGACCCAUAUUGCAAGCCAGCAAGGCAGUGCUUUCUAUGCGCCAAGAAGAUUGAACUCAAUUACAAAAAUGCUCGAUUGCUACAGCAAUUCGUUUCCACAUUUUCCGGACGAGUCUACGACCAGCACAUCACUGGACUUUGUGAUGGGCAGCAGAAGAGACUUCUUGAAACGAUUGCUCUGAGCCGACGUGCCGGUUACAUGCCUGUGUUUGUUAAAGAUCCCAAGCACAUCACUGGACUUUGUGAUGGGCAGCAGAAGAGACUUCUCGAAACGAUUGCUCUGAGUCGACGUGCCGGUUAUAUGCCUGUUUUUGUUAAAGAUCCCAAGUACUUGAGAGACCCAAAGCUUUUCGAUCCACUAAGACCAAUUCGUCCUCACAGUUAUGCAUAG